Molecule: messenger RNA, 1646 nt
Organism: Hypoxylon fragiforme
Lineage: Eukaryota; Fungi; Ascomycota; Sordariomycetes; Xylariales; Hypoxylaceae
Exons: 1
Coding region: 414-1292 (292 amino acids)
Biological process (GO): rRNA base methylation
Cellular component (GO): cytoplasm
Molecular function (GO): rRNA (uridine-N3-)-methyltransferase activity
Source: RefSeq, a predicted model, not a curated record
UGUAUUCCGUACAUAAUCUUGUAUCAGUGGUGUCUCAUCGCUUAUUGGUUCCAAGCCAUUAAAGCCCCUGUUCGCCCCAGAACCCCGGAAUUGCUAUUUUAAGCUUAGUGUGUGCCUAACCCCUGGUCCCGCGAGGGCCCUAGCUGCAGAAAGUGGGUUGUCCCGCGGUUACGGAGCACCGCGAGCCACUAAUUUUUCUUUUCCUCCUGUCGGCAGCUACAGCUUUCACCGACAUCACCUCAACUUCCUCAACCUCAACUUGAACCACAGCAACACCCCCCAUCCUAUUCCAUACUCGACAAACCUCCUAAAAUAUCGGGAAUUUACACUCCCCGCUUGACUACAAGCCGUCUUUGUAGUAUUUGCUGUCCAAGACAUCAUGUACUACUAAUUACCACGCACAACAAGCGAUUAUGGGGAAGCGGCGCAAAGUCGUGCAUGAUGCCCGCCCAUCGCAGAAGUCCGGCUCUAGGAGCGAAAAGCCACAGAAAGGUAUUUCAUCGAAGCAGGGAUUGAAGCAGGGAUUGAAGCAGAAGCAGCAACCGCAAUCGCAAUCGCAACCACACCACGACGAGCCUACGAUACCCUUCGCGCCCGAACACAAGAUCCUCCUCAUCGGCGAUGGCGACCUCAGCUUCGCAGCUUCCCUAGUCGAGCACCACUACUGCGCCGACGUGACCGCCACCGUUCUCGAGAAGACCCUCGACGAGCUCGUAGAGAAGUACCCGCACGUGCAGGAAAACAUCACGAAGGUCGAGGCGGAAGGCAGCACGGUGCUGUACAACAUCGACGCGACCAAGAUGGCGCCCUUCGUGAACAAGAAGGGCAAGGACAGCACGGGGGUGAUGGACCGCAUCAUCUUCAACUUCCCGCACGUCGGCGGCAAGAGCACGGACGUCAACCGCCAGGUCCGCUACAACCAGGAGCUGCUGGUCGAGUUCUUCAAGCGCGCCAUGCUGUCGCUCGCCCCGGGCGGCUCCAUCAUCGUCACGCUGUUCGAGGGCGAGCCCUACACGCUCUGGAACAUCCGCGACCUGGCCCGCCACAUGGGCCUCCUGGUCGAGCGCAGCUUCCGGUUCCAGGCGAGCGCGUACCCGGGGUACCACCACGCCCGAACGCUCGGGGUGGUGCGGAGCAAGAAGAACGGGGAGGUGGGCGGCGGUUGGAAGGGCGAGGAUCGACCUGCGAGGAGCUAUGUUCUCAUCCAGAAAGACGACCACGCUAGGCCCGCGCCCACAAAUACGAAGAAACGCCCGAGGGCUCCGGAUGGUGAUUCGUCAGAUGAUGACUAAUGCCGGAUUCGUAUAUUCCUCCCGACCCCGAACCCCGAGAUACCCGUAUAGCGUAACGGAGAUUGGAUAUUCACCGGGCGUCUUUACCCUUUCCGGUGUCUUCCUACACUUAUAGCGCCCUUCAUGUCGAAGCCAUAUACUAAGAAUGAACUCGCUUGUAUUCAUAAUACGAUUGUUAUAUAGGUUUCUACCUAGGUAGUCAGCGCUAACCUACCUACCUAAGUACCAUACAUGCGCACCAGACAUAGACAUAAUCUCACUUGUCAAAUACGAGAGGGGAUCCCCUUCCAACCAACAAACUAGUUACGCAUAAAUCUAAGCAUAUUCCCUUGUAGAAAUAUAUAUGUACCUGUA